AAACACUGAGACGGGGCACCAUCGCUAGCUGACGGGUUGGCGUUUACAUUUUUAGUCAUUGUUUCUCCGCAAAAGCCAACCUUGGAUGUAAACAGCCUCCAACGUGUUAUGUCUAAGUAGCUUAUUAGAUCGUUCGACGUGUCCGCGAGCAGCUAAACGGAAGCAGUACCGCGCCGACAUCUUUCACCGAAGCUAAUAGCGGAUCGCUAAUGCUAGGAGAGCUAGCGGGCUAGCUUUUUACUAGCGUGUUAACGGUUAACGCCGAGACCUACAUUUGACUGAUUUCAUUAACGGCGAAGCUGCAAUGGCUGAUGUUGACAAGCUCAACAUAGACAGUAUCAUCCAACGACUGUUAGAAGUCAGAGGAGCAAAGCCUGGCAAGAAUGUGCAGCUGCAGGAGAAUGAAAUCCGUGGAUUAUGCCUCAAAUCCAGGGAGAUAUUUCUCAGUCAGCCCAUUCUUUUGGAGCUUGAAGCCCCUCUCAAGAUUUGUGGUGACAUCCAUGGGCAAUACUAUGACUUGCUGAGGCUGUUUGAGUAUGGGGGCUUCCCUCCAGAGAGCAACUACCUGUUUCUGGGAGACUAUGUGGACAGGGGGAAGCAGUCUCUGGAGACCAUUUGUCUUCUGCUGGCCUACAAAAUCAAAUACCCAGAGAACUUCUUUCUGCUGAGGGGAAACCAUGAGUGUGCUUCAAUCAACAGAAUAUAUGGUUUCUAUGAUGAGUGUAAAAGGAGGUACAACAUCAAACUCUGGAAGACUUUCACAGAUUGUUUUAACUGCCUCCCUAUUUCUGCCAUUGUUGAUGAGAAGAUCUUCUGCUGCCAUGGGGGACUGUCACCUGACCUUCAGUCCAUGGAGCAGAUCAGACGCAUCAUGCGACCCACUGAUGUUCCAGACCAGGGUCUGCUGUGCGAUUUGCUCUGGUCUGAUCCAGACAAAGAUGUAAUGGGCUGGGGGGAGAAUGACAGGGGUGUGUCAUUUACCUUUGGCUCAGAGGUUGUGGCCAAGUUCCUGCACAAGCACGACUUGGAUCUGAUCUGUCGCGCCCACCAGGUUGUGGAGGAUGGAUAUGAAUUUUUCGCAAAGAGGCAGCUUGUGACUUUGUUCUCAGCACCUAACUAUUGUGGGGAGUUUGACAACGCUGGUGCCAUGAUGAGCGUGGAUGAGACCCUCAUGUGUUCUUUUCAGAUUUUGAAACCAGCUGAGAAGAAGAAGCCCAACGGCAGCCGUCCGGUGACUCCCCCUCGCAAUAUGGUCACCAAACAAGCCAAGAAAUGAAGGGGUGGGGGGGGUUACAAAUGUUGGGAGUCUCACUCCACUGUUCUGCUUUCGUCUUCUGCAUUUGAAGGAUUGGUUAUUCUUCAUGCUGCCAAUACUGAAAAGAUAUCCACUCCUACCAGAUGAAAGCAAAAUAUUUUGUUGUUUUGUCCACAGGGGUAAAUUGAUAUGUCACCAUGAAAACCUCAGGUGUUUUGCACUCCAUUUUGCAGCUAGUCUUUGCCACAUAUGACUGUUCAAUCAGGAAAAAUGUAACAAUACGGCUACUUAUGCACAGGAAUGCCUUGUUUGAAGCUGUGCACAGUUUUUCCAGUUUCUUUCAUGUGUUAUUCAUCUGUCAUCUUUUUUCUCACUGACAAUAAUGGGUAUUAAUGGCUAUAAAACCAAUGGGGGAAAAGUCACAAACACCUGUUUACUUAUGUAAAACUUUAUUUACAACGAAUUUACAGUCAGUGUCAUAGAACAUUGACUCCACACUCUGCAUCCUCACAUUUUUAAACAAUACUCGUGCUAAAUUAAACCAAUAAAGAAGCACUCUUGUAAUGUCUAAAUCUUUCUAAUAAACUUUGACUGUAUUUUAGGGGGAAAUUUGUAUCUGAAUGUCAUUUGUUCGUAAACUGUUUUGCUUUUUAAAAAUCACAAUACAAAGUGAAAUGCAA
Molecule: messenger RNA, 1935 nt
Organism: Scomber scombrus (Atlantic mackerel)
Lineage: Eukaryota; Metazoa; Chordata; Actinopteri; Scombriformes; Scombridae
Gene: ppp1cc
Product: protein phosphatase 1, catalytic subunit, gamma isozyme
Exons: 7
Coding region: 305-1276 (323 amino acids)
Cellular component (GO): nucleus; cytoplasm
Molecular function (GO): protein serine/threonine phosphatase activity
Source: RefSeq, a predicted model, not a curated record